GUUAUUUAAUUUUCAGGUCUUUGCUUGUGGUAAUUUAUUUUCAAGUUUCACACGUGUUUUUAAUUUGAAUUAAUUGAUUUGUAAUAUAAAUCAGUCACCUAAAUGGGUCGUAAGGCAAAAUUCGACGAAACAAAAAAGGUUAAGAAGGGACCGGGAAGAAAAGCCCGUAAACAGGGUGAUCCGGUGUUUAAAAAAGGCCUGAUUGAUCAUGACAAGGAAGAAAAACAGUUAAGCCAUAGACAGAAGCAAAGGGCUGCUCGGCGGGCAAAAAAGAAGAAGGAAGUAAUUGAUAAGAGAAAAGCUCUUAAGGAGGCAAAAAAGAAUGUUGCGAAACAACAAGAAAAAGAAAUUGUUGAAGAUUCUGAAGAUACAUCAGAGGAUGAAAAUGUCAAUGGCUUUACAGAUGACAAUAAAGAAUGGUUAACACUCAAGAAAAAAGAUAAAAAGAAACUUUCAGAAAAUCAACCAGAUAGUGAUAGUGAAGACGAGGAAGAGGUUGAAGAAGAUGAGGAAAAUGCUUCAGAAGAAGAAUCUGAUGCUGAUGAUGAUCAAGUAUCUGCCAAACCUGUAAAAGAACAAUAUAAGGUUGGCAAACUGGAUGAUUUGUUUGAAGAUUCUGAUGAUAAUGAUGAUGGAGGUAAUGAUCAAGAAUCAGAAGAUGAUCCUAAAACAAAUAAGAUGACCUAUGAUUCAGAUUCCAGUGAACAAAGUGAAGGUGAUAGUGAGGGCGAUGAUAAAGAUGAUGACAAGCUGCCCAUUGAGAAGGCCAACAUCAAAUUAAAAAGGAAACAAAAAUUAGACAAAAAGCUAGCUGAUGAAGAGUUACAGCUUAAUAUAGCUAAACAGGAUGUCUUUGCUUUUCCAUCUGAAGAGGAAUUGCAAAAUCCCACUAAUUUACAAGAAAUACAUCAAAGAAUCAAAGAUGUAGUGACAGUGUUGGGUGAUUUUAGCAGAUUGAAGGAGCAGACCAGAUCUCGUUGUGAAUACACAGAGUUGUUGCACAAAGAUUUGUGUACAUAUUACAGUUAUAAUGAAUUCCUUAUGGAAGUUCUUAUGCAGUUAUUCCCAGUUCAGGAAUUGGUGGAAUUUCUUGAAGCGAGCGAAGUAGCCAGGCCUUUGACUAUAAGAACUAACAGUCUAAAGACAAGGAGAAGAGAUUUAGCUCAGGCACUCAUAAACAGAGGUGUCAAUUUGGAUCCAGUUGGAAAAUGGAGUAAAGUAGGACUGGUAGUGUAUAGUUCUACAGUACCAAUUGGUGCUACGCCUGAAUAUUUAGCUGGGCAUUAUAUUCUGCAAGGUGCGUCCAGUUAUUUGCCUGUCAUGGCGCUCGCUCCACAAGAAAAUGAAAGGAUUCUAGACAUGUGCGCUGCUCCUGGUGGUAAAGCAUCACAUAUAGCUGCUAUAAUGAAAAAUACAGGUGCUUUAUUUGCGAAUGAUGCAAAUAAAGAAAGAACUAAAGCCAUUGUUGGUAAUUUCCACAGACUGGGUGUUGUUAACGCAAUAGUCUGUAAUUAUGAUGGCAGAGAAUUCCCUGAAGUGAUCAAAGGGUUUGACAGGGUACUAGUUGAUGCACCAUGUACAGGGACAGGUGUUAUAGCAAAGGAUCCGAGUGUUAAAACAACAAAGGAUCAAAAAGAUGUACAAAGGUGUUUUAAUUUGCAAAGGCAACUGCUGUUAGCUGCUAUAGACUGUUGUAAUGCAAAAUCAAGUACUGGUGGAUAUAUAGUGUAUUCAACUUGUUCGAUUUUGCCCGAAGAAAAUGAAUGGGUGAUAAACUAUGCAUUGAAAAGAAGAAAUGUUAAAUUGGUGCCAACAGGUCUUGAUUUUGGUACUGAAGGUUUUGUGAAGUACAGGCAUCACAGAUUCCAUCCAUCGUUGAAAUUAACAAGGCGAUUUUACCCUCAUACUCACAAUAUGGAUGGGUUCUUUGUAGCUAAACUCAAGAAAUUCUCCAAUGUUAUACCAGAACCGGUUAAAGAUGAAGAUGAUGAGGAGGAAAAGGAAGGUAAUGAAGUAAAACAAAAUGGCGACGCGACAACUGAAGAACAGUUAAAACCAUCAAACACAUCUGUCAAAAGGCCUGCAGAGAGUACUAAAGUAGAACCUGUUAACAAAAAGAGUAAACCUAAUAGCGCCGAAAGUUCAAAAGUACCGAAAGUUUCAAAUGAAAAUUCACCUAAAUCUAAUAAAAAACGUAACAAGAAAAAUAAAAAUAAAAAUAAGACAGCCGACAACACGCAAACAAGUGAAGCAACUAAACAAGAUGAGACUGAAACAAAUAAAACUAAGGUUGUGAAUACACAGCAAAAGAAAGUUAAAGAAAAUAAAAAUGCUAAUGCUAAAAUUGUUCCAGUUGUUAAUGAGACUAAAAAAGAAGAGAAUAUUGCGAAAGCUAAUGUUGGAAAUAAUAGCAGUCCGAAGAAAAAGAAGAAUAAAAAUAAAAAGAAAAACAAAAAACCAGCACUACCAAAUGCUACAACAGCUAAAGUUAUAAACCAGAGUGAAGCAAAAAUAACAGACAAAGUCCAGAUUGCAGCGGCGAAAAAACUGAAGAAUAAAAUGAAAAAGAAGCAGAAAAAAGUUGGUCAGCUGAAAGAAAAGAAAGCUAAUAAUAUUGGUGACAAGACUAAGAAUAAGAAAACUUUUAAGAAGAAUAAAAUGAAAUCAAAUUGAAAUAUUGUAUAUUAAUAUUAUGACACUACAUAAUACAAUUUGUUUUAUAUAAUUAAUAUUUUCGUUUUAUUUUGUGCUUGCACCAUUGACCUCUUAUAAUAAAAAAAACGCACAAUCAUGUAGAAAAUUUCACUUAAAAACUGGACAAUUUUGCUUUGAAAGUUUUAGAAUUAUUGGUUAAGAAAAUUAUACAUAAAGGCUUUUAAAUAUAGUCCAGUAUUCAAUAAAAUUCCCAAUUUAGAGCAAAUUCAAUCUUAAGGAUUGAGUUUAAGGCUGAAUUUGCAAAUGCGACUACUUGAUUUGAGUGCUAAGAAGUUGUGUUUGGCACUCAUUGAGUGGGGACGUUUUUUGGUCGCUGAUUGUGCAUCCACUUUUAAUAAAAAGUGCUCGAAGGACCUCUUUAAUCCAACUCUUAAGUAGUAUCGUUGAAAAAAUGGAGUAACUUCUACUGUUUUCCCAACAUUUCCUUUCACUGCUCUGCUCCUAUUGAUCGUAGCGUGAUGAAAAGUAUACUAUAACCUGCCCAGGGGUAUGAAGAAUAAUUGUACCAAGUUUCGUUAAAAUCAGUUGAGUAGCUUUUGUUUUUAUAGUAAACAUACAUAUAGACAAAAAAAAAUUACUGAUUGCAUUUUUGGCAUCAGUAUCAAUCACUAAUCACCCCCUGAUAUUUAUUUUGGAAAUGUAUUUCAUGUACAGAAUUGAUCUCUCUAGAUUUAUAAUAAGUAGGUAUAGAUGAUUGGUUUGUUUAUUCGUUUUCUUGUUUGUUACGUUUGUUGGUAACAGAAAAACCCAAUACAGUUUCAAAUGUUACUUUGCCGCUUACUUCGCAAAAGUGAUAAAAAAUGUAUUCUUCUUCAAGAAACAUACUUUUAUUAAACCAAUUAUUUAACCAGAUCUUUAUUUAUACAACAUAUCAUCUCCAUAUACUAUUAUAAGGGGAUAUGCCUGGGUUUCUGGGGCCGACGUUAUAAUGGCCGGCGGGCAAUUCCUUUAUGAACAUAGCGAAACAUUAUGGCAUGGCGUUUUCCGUCCAAGGUAUCUUCCAGACUUACGUCUCAUCAUCAGAGUCGCUAUGCACGAGUUGGAAAUAAUAGCAGUCCGAAGAAAAAGAAGAAUAAAAAUAAAAAGAAAAACAAAAAACCAGCACUACCAAAUGCUACAACAGCUAAAGUUAUAAACCAGAGUGAAGCAAAAAUAACAGACAAAGUCCAGAUUGCAGCGGCGAAAAAACUGAAGAAUAAAAUGAAAAAGAAGCAGAAAAAAGUUGGUCAGCUGAAAGAAAAGAAAGCUAAUAAUAUUGGUGACAAGACUAAGAAUAAGAAAACUUUUAAGAAGAAUAAAAUGAAAUCAAAUUGAAAUAUUGUAUAUUAAUAUUAUGACACUACAUAAUACAAUUUGUUUUAUAUAAUUAA
This is a messenger RNA of Bicyclus anynana (squinting bush brown), 4085 nucleotides long. RefSeq lists its product as uncharacterized. Gene Ontology annotation, molecular function: RNA binding; rRNA (cytosine-C5-)-methyltransferase activity. The record is from RefSeq and is a predicted model, not a curated record. Lineage: Eukaryota; Metazoa; Arthropoda; Insecta; Lepidoptera; Nymphalidae. Bases 103 to 2673 code for a protein of 856 amino acids. Gene Ontology annotation, biological process: maturation of LSU-rRNA; rRNA base methylation. Gene Ontology annotation, cellular component: nucleolus. The transcript is spliced from 6 exons.